Messenger RNA from Panicum hallii, 2136 nucleotides. RefSeq names its product protein DMR6-LIKE OXYGENASE 1-like. Lineage: Eukaryota; Viridiplantae; Streptophyta; Magnoliopsida; Poales; Poaceae. The transcript has 3 exons. Bases 392 to 1654 code for a protein of 420 amino acids. The record is from RefSeq and is a predicted model, not a curated record.
AAUACAUACAAAAUACAUAAUUGUUUUUUUAAGUCUCAGUCUACCGAUGGAGCGAGCGAGCCGAAAAGGAAUAGAAAAAAAAAAUAGCGAUCGUCUCAGUCCUCGUUGGUCUGGUCCCGGCGACCCGUUGUUUCCCCCUCGCCUCCUCGUCCCUCCCCACCCGUCCCCGCGCUCAGUCCUCUUCCCCUCCCUAUAAAUACAAGCUCCAUCCUCCUCCUCCCUCCUCCAUUGCUCCGUUUGCAAGCUGCACGAGCUUUCCAGCUAUCUGUACGCGCCGCAACCAAUCUAUCAUAUCCUAGAGCUAAUGAUAAGCUAACUUGGUCCGUGAUUCGAAUUCGAUUCAUAGUUUCACACCACUGCGCGCUGAAGCAGAGCAAUCGCCACUUCGCGUAUGGCAAUCCUCGAUCUCGACAUGGCCCGGAAUAGCAACAGCACCGCUCCUCCCUGUCAUGCUCACACGGCUCCAGCUUCCGAUCAGCAGCGCCGCCUCCGCCAAGCAGAGUGCAAUAAGGCCGGCGCCGACGCCGACGACCCCAACCACGGCCACCGGCCAGGCGCAGAGGAGGAGGAGGAGGAGGAGGAGGGGGAGGGGGAGGAGCUGCUCCUCAAGGGCGUGCGGCACCUGUGCGAGCGCCGCGGCAUUACGAGGCUGCCGGCCCGCUACGUCCUCCCGCCCUCCGACCGCCCGGCCGCGCCCGACCACCAGCGCAGUAGCUGCCCGACGAUCCCCGUCAUCGACCUCGCCCGCCUCCGCGCCCCCGCGGAGCGCGCUGCGGCGCUGGCCGAGCUGGACGCGGCCUGCCGGGACUACGGCUUCUUCCAGGUCGUCGGCCACGGCGUCGGCGGCCGCGGGAUGAUGAUGCUGGACGUGGCGCGCCGCUUCUUCGACCUGCCCUUCGGCGAGCGCGCGCGCUACAUGUCCCCGGACAUCCGCGCCGCCGUGCGGUACGGCACCAGCUUCAACCAGCUCAACGACGGCGUCCUCUGCUGGCGGGACUUCCUCAAGCUCGUGUGCGACGACCUCGACGGCGUCGUCCCGUCCUGGCCGGACGCGCCCGCAGACCUCAGGGAGGUGGUGUCGGCGUACGCGCGGUCGAGCCGGCGGCUGUUCAGGGAGCUCAUGGAGGCGGCGCUGGAGGCGCUCGGGAUCGGCGGCCCCGGCGCCGGCGAGGUUCUGGCGGACUGCGACGCCGGGUCGCAGAUGCUGAUGGUGAAUUGCUUCCCGGCGUGCCCGGAGCCGGACCUCACGCUGGGGAUGCCGCCGCACUCGGACUACGGCUUCCUCACCAUCCUCCUGCAGGACGAGGUGAAUGGCCUCGAGGUCCGGCACGCCGACCGGUGGGUCCUCGUCGACCCGCUCCCCGGCUCACUCGUCGUCAACGUCGGCGACCACUUUGAGAUGUACAGCAACGGGCGUUACAAGAGCGUGCUGCACCGGGUCCGGGUGAACUCGGCGCGGUCGCGCAUCUCGGUGGCGUCGCUUCACAGCUUGCCGCCGGCGAGGGUGAUCGGGCCAGCGCCGGAGCUGGUGGACGACGUGAAGAACCCCCGGAGGUACAUGGACACGGACUUCGCCACCUUCAUCGACUACCUCAGCUCGGCCGAGGGCAAGCACAAGUCCUUCCUCCAGACCAGGAGGCUCCUCACCAGCUGACACGACGACGGCAGGCCCUACCUACGGAGCUACCUGUUUGAACCAGCUACUACCAGCUGCAGCCAUCAUCCUAACCGUAAAGCAUGACACGUACUACUACGUGGAUCCCAUCCGUCCGUUCGUGUUGGUCGGGGGCAGGAGGAGAAAAGUCAAGAGGCACGGUGCCUGGACCUUGUUGACCGGUCAAACCCGUCGCCCGAUUGGUCCCUAUAAUCUGCUGUGGUGCUGUCUACCGGCCUACCCUACUAGCUAAGCCGACCGAUUUGAAGCUAGCUAAGCUACUUUAUUUUCAGCUGAAGGGGAAAAAAAAGAAUUACCAGGAUCGAGAAGCUUUAUUUGUCUAUGCUGUGUCAAAUCACGUAGAGUGUAUUCGUGCAUGGAGAUCGGUGCUCUAUAUGUAAUCAGCAUUGACCGAAAGCUUAGGAAGCUUCCAGCUUCGUCAGCUCAAAUGAACCCGAACUAAGCAUCAAGCAUUGAGAACA